Messenger RNA from Carassius gibelio (silver crucian carp), 2706 nucleotides. Its product is annotated as transmembrane protein 121-like. The transcript has 3 exons. Bases 563 to 1513 code for a protein of 316 amino acids. Lineage: Eukaryota; Metazoa; Chordata; Actinopteri; Cypriniformes; Cyprinidae. The record is from RefSeq and is a predicted model, not a curated record.
UGGAAAGAGAGAGACUGGAUUCCAGCAUUAUUCCUGAUAUUCCUGAUGCGGCGUGGCUCAGAGCUGAGACUGGAGCAACGAUGCACAGCUGACAGCAGCUUCUCGCUCACAUCUGAGGUGGUGAACAUUCAGGACACAUCGAAUCCGACUGCAUCUGUAUUCACAGGACAAAGCAGCAAACACACAUGAACCACUGGAGCAAUCAUCAGCACACCCCAACGGGUUAACGCGACAACUUCUACAGCAGCCUUCUCUGCACACUGCAAACUUAAGUGCAUUACAUCUGAGGCAUUAGGGAUUUGGGGGCUGUGAUAUGAAGAGACAUGCCUGACCGCAGGAUACUGCAGAACCAGGGGAGAUCUGCGUGUGUUUUCUGUCACUUUACAUGUGGAUUACUCUCCUAAUUUGGUCUCACCGAGCACACGCAUGAGGACGGUCCACAACUCAUCGUUACAAUGAAAUUCAGACAGAGGAGAAGCUAGUGAUUCCUGAAGCUCCAUGGGAGCAGCAUUGAGGAGCAGAAGACUCUGAGUCCUCUUGAUUCAGGGAAGAGGUCAGCAGGAUGGUUCCACCGCCUCCCACCAACAAGCCACAUGUUUGUUUAUCCACCAUCAUCAUCAUGAGCAGCAUGGCACUGAUGGAUGCCUACCUGGUGGAGCAGAACCACGGCCCGCGGAAGAUUGGCAUCUGCAUCAUGGUGACGGUGGGAGACCUCUGCUUCCUCAUCGUGCUGCGGUAUGUGGCAGUGUGGGUCGGGGCUGAAGUAAGGAUGGCAAAACGAGGCUACGCCAUGAUACUUUGGUUCCUUUACAUCUUUGUCUUGGAGAUUAAGGUGUAUUUUGUUUACCAGAACUACAAGGCUGACCGUAAGAGCCUCGACGCAUUGGCUCGGAAAGCUCUGACGCUCCUGCUCUCCAUCAGUAUACCCGCGCUUUUCGUGAUCCUGGUCGCCAUCGACCACAUGGAGUAUGUGAAGGCUUUCAAGAAGAAGGAGGAGAUCAGAAACCGUUUGUUCUGGGUGGUGAUGGAUCUGCUGGACGUUCUGGACAUCCAGGCCAACCUAUGGGAGCCACAGAAGAAAGGGCUUCCACUCUGGGCCGAGGGACUGAUGUUUUUCUACUGUUAUAUUCUUCUUUUAGUGCUGCCUUGCGUGUCUCUGAGUGAGAUCAGCAUGCAAGGCACCAACAUCAGUCCUCACAAGAUGAUGCUCUACCCCAUUCUGAGUUUGGUGACUAUUAACGUCAUCACUCUCUUCAUCCGUGGAGGGAAUAUGCUCCUUUAUAAGGACAACAGGGUGUCUGGGAUACUCAUGGCUAAGAACAUCCUCGCCAUUGUUCUGAAGACGUGCAGCUUUGUGCAGUACAGGAGACAGUUGAAGAGCGCCCCACCUGGGUUUGGAGUGGAAUUACAGAAGAACUCUGUGGCAUUGGGUCGAUCUGGUCAGACUCCUCCACAGGGGGUGCUGCAGGAGCAAACACCGCUUCCCGAGGUCACCAGGUGUGAACAUACGUGACCCAGAAUCUGGAGACUACCAGCACAAGGAAACACACAUCUCUAAUGAAACAAUGUGGAUGUAAGCUUUUACAACAUUUUGCUAGCUUCAUUAUUUUCAUCCGAGAGAAAUGUAAGUGGAGAAUAAUGGUAUGACAGUAGUCAAUAAUUGCAUAAUGCUAAACUUCCUUCCUGACAAUUACAUUUACUUUGCAUACUAUGCCAGUUUGUAAAGAUAAAUGAAAUAAAAAUGAAAAAAGAACAAAAAAACACUAAAGCAACAAAUGUCCUUUUAGUAGAAAAAUGGGGAAAGAAUUUUUUUUCAAUUUGAUGCUUUGAUAAAGAGUUGUGUACAUAUCUGCGUUGUGUGUUUGUUACAGCAUGUUUUACUCAGGUCAGACACUGAUUAGACUGAAGAUAGAGUAUGUCUCAUUUCCUAAUUACAAUUCUGAUGAGUUGGAUUUUAAUUUUAAUCUCUUCAUUUUAUUCUCCAGUUAGCUGCUAUUUAAUUGCAAAUGUAGUUCCUUCUUGCCAACACCAUUUAUCUGAAAAAGCCCUUUUAACACCUUGCCCAACCUACUUAGUUUUCAAUGAUUUAAAUGUUCAAUGAAAGAAGAAAAAACUAUUGUAGUAUUCUACGGUUUCAGAUUGUUUAAUUUUAUCAUGUUCGAUGUUAGUUAAUAAUUAACAGAAUGAAUGUAGUGCUGUGUUAAUGACUUCCAACAGAUAAAGAAAACUCACUGCCCUAACAAGCCUAUAACUGCUCAUGCAUUUGCUUACCUGACACAUAAUGAAUGAAGCUGACAGAGAUUCACUUUAACAGAAUCCUGCUAAACUGAAGCGUCUCAGAACACUGUUAAAGUUGCAAAGUCCUAGAAGAGAGAAAAACGUUACCGCGGAGUCACUUCAAAGUCUAUGUGAAACAGCAUUCAUGCCUCUUUAUUCCUUCAUGAUCUGACGCUUUUUGUUAUUUUAUCUAUGAGUAAUUGAAAGCAGGAAUGUUUUAAAUAAUUUAGUAAAUUUAGAUUCCAUGUUUACUUUAAGCAUUUGAUUGACAAAGCUUUGGUGUUGACUUGUAUUUGUCUUUGUAUUUCUCUCGUAUUGGUGUAUGUGCAUGUUUCUUCAUCAUUCCCACAAAAGCAGGAUGUUCAGUGGUGGUAAUAUUCUCAGGUUAUAUUUGUAACCACUAAAAUAAAUGAUGACUGAGACUUCUUA